UCAGAGAAAGAAGGAGCUCCAGAAACCACCGGCACAGAAAAAAAGCCCAGAGAAGAAUAUGUCGGAGAUUGAUGAGCAUAUUCUCAAAAGAUUUGAUGUGAAGAAACGGCUUGGCAAAGGCGCAUAUGGUAUAGUUUGGAAAGCUGUCGAUAAAAAGACAAAAGACGUUGUCGCUAUCAAAAAAAUCUUCGACGCAUUUCGUAACCAGACUGAUGCGCAACGCACGUUUCGUGAGAUCAUAUUCCUGCAGUCUUUUAGGAACCAUCCUAACAUUGUGAAGCUACAUAGCAUUCAUAGAGCUCUAAAUAAUAGAGACAUCUACCUCGGUUUCGAAUAUAUGGAAACAGACUUGCACAACGUUAUAAAGCGUGGAAAUAUCCUGAAAGAUAUACAUAAGCGGUACAUUAUGUACCAAAUGCUAAAAGCUACAAAAUAUAUACACUCGGGAAACGUUAUACAUAGGGAUCAGAAACCUAGUAAUGUACUAAUUGAUAGUGCUUGUAGGGUAAAGCUAGCAGACUUUGGCCUUGCACGCUCCGUGUCCAGUAUCUACUCAGGAGGUGAAGAAGGGGCAGAUCCAUGUUUAACUGACUAUGUGGCUACACGCUGGUACAGGGCACCUGAGAUACUCAUCGCUAGUAAGAAUUACACCAAGGGAAUCGACAUGUGGUCAUUGGGUUGCAUUCUUGGAGAAAUGCUCACAGGCAAACCAUUGUUUCCCGGCACAUCAACUGUUAACCAAGUGGAGAGGAUCAUGUGUGCCCUACCAAAACCUUCGCCUGAAGAUAUAGCUGCAGUGUGCAGCGGUUAUGGUUCCUCACUGAUCCGAGAACAAGCAAACACAGGAGGGAGUGGAGGGGCAACUCUAACGUCUCUUCUGUCUUGCGCUCCAAGAGAUGCUGCUGACUUGGUACAAAGACUGUUAGUGUUCAAUCCUGCUAAGAGACUGUCUGCUGAAAUAGCUUUGGAUCAUGAAUAUGUAGGAAAAUUUCACCAGGAACGCGAUGAGCCAGCUUUACCGUCAGAUGUGUUACUACCAUUAAGAGAUGACAAGCAAAUGUCUGUAGAUGACUACAGAAACAAACUUUAUAGUAUCAUGGCUAAAGGAUCUCAGGGACAUAAUGCUUAUUCCAAGAAGAUUCACACUACUAGCAAAACCCAUCCCUUACCAUCAACAAUGACCAAGAGUAGUAAGAGUUUUCACGAACCUGACGCUAAAACCUACACAAAACCUAAAAUCAGCGUCUCUGCUGACCCGAAAUCUCGUCCUAAACGUUCAGAACUGAAAUCUGUUGAAAGACCGAUUAAAGAGUAUCGUAGUGAACAAACAAUAGAUCGGUCAGGUUCUCUCGGGAAACCAAUGAAGGCUUUUGACUAUGAACCCGUGAAGUCCAGGGACUUUGAUAGGCACGAUUGGUCCAAUUGUCACGGUGAUUAUUUCCAACCAGUCACCAGGCAGAGUCCCUCUAGAGUGAGUUUCAUGUCUGGAGGUAAGCAAACUCUGCAGCAACGAAGAAAUUCUACUUCUUUCUCUACCAUUACCAUAGGAGGUGAUGCUGACUAUAUCGGGGUGACUAGGUCUGGUCAAAGACAUGGGGUGAUUACAGCAAGUGCCCUGAUGGAUCUCAGGACGAGUAUGAGAUGAAUUUUGGAGUUGUAAUCUCGAAUUUUCGUACGCCAUAAGGUUUUUUAUAUGCAUUUUGAAGUUUAAAGGUUUAUUAUGUUUAUUUGACUAGAGUUUCAAAGGUGUAACAAACUCUUGGGGGCUGGGACUUACAAAAAUGUUAGGAUUCUUACACGAAUGUCACAAAAAUAACAAAAAUUCUUAGACGAAUGUCCCUAGAUCCCAAAAUACGGUUACACUGGUAAAUAUGAUAUUAAAGUAAUCCCAUUAAAUGUUUGUUUUUGGUUUCGAAUUCGAAAUUGAGGCUUUUGUUGUUUCAAUGUGUGAAAACUCGGUUUAAUGGGAAAAAUGCAAAGGUUUCAGAUUAGUGUGAAAUAUUAAAUUUUGAAUUAUGGAAAAAUGGAAUUCAUUUCAGGAUUGAUUAAUGGUUUUGUGUAUAGUUUGAAAUGAAUCUGCCAUUGUGUGUUUUAUUUUCUGGUGUAAUGAUGUGAGUAAAUGCUGAAAACAGAUACCUCGAAUGAACACUAUGCCAACUUAAUUUUUG
Molecule: messenger RNA, 2168 nt
Organism: Hyposmocoma kahamanoa
Lineage: Eukaryota; Metazoa; Arthropoda; Insecta; Lepidoptera; Cosmopterigidae
Gene: Erk7
Product: mitogen-activated protein kinase 15
Exons: 8
Coding region: 59-1645 (528 amino acids)
Biological process (GO): protein phosphorylation; intracellular signal transduction
Cellular component (GO): cytoplasm; nucleus
Molecular function (GO): ATP binding; MAP kinase activity
Source: RefSeq, a predicted model, not a curated record